AUGGGGACCAGCCAGAGGCAGGAGGAGCCUGGUGACACCGAUGGACAGGUGGGUGAGGGGCUAGGGGUGGCGACGCCCUGCAAUGCCAAUGGCAAGGCAGGUGCAGGUCACAAGGAUGGGGCUGCUGACUGUGACCUCGCAGGUGAGGAGCCUCAAAGUACCGUAAUCCAUAACCCCGGGGACGGCGCCAAGGAGUCCUCCGACAGCACCAACACCACCAUCGAGGACGAGGACACCAAAGCCCGCAAGCAGGAGAUCAUCAAGAUCACGGAGCAGCUCAUCGAGGCCGUCAACAACGGCGACUUCGAGGCCUACGCGAAGAUCUGCGACCCGGGGCUCACCUCCUUUGAGCCCGAGGCACUGGGCAACCUGGUGGAGGGGAUGGACUUCCACCGCUUCUAUUUCGAGAACUUGCUCUCCAAGAACAACAAGCCGAUCCACACGACCAUCCUGAACCCGCACGUGCACGUCAUCGGCGAGGACGCGGCCUGCAUCGCCUACAUCCGCCUGACGCAGUACAUCGACGCGCAGGGCCGGCCGCGCACCAGCCAGUCCGAGGAGACGCGCGUGUGGCACCGCCGCGACGGCAAGUGGCAGAACGUGCACUUCCACGGCUCGGGGGCCCCCGUGGCCCCGCUGCAGUGACGAGCUGGCGCUGGCUGUCCUGGUUCCAGCCCGGUGGAGACGGCGAUGGGAGCCGAGGCGGCAGCCGGAGCUGCGGCCCCCCCGAAGCACGCGUCCGCAUGCCUGUCCCCCCUUCCCCGGCCCCCGCUCCCCCCCCUCCGGUGCCUGUGUUUGCAGAAAACUAAAAGACAAAAAAAAAAAAAAAAAAAAAAAGCCAAAAUGAUGAAGGCCACAAAAAAAAAAAAGGAAAAAAAUAAAAAAAAAAGGGGGAAAACCCACCCCAAACCCCACCCACACCCCCAAACCCAACCCAGCCGCUCGGCCACAGGCGAGGGCGCUGGGGGGCUCAGCCCCCCACCUUGGCCCGUCUCUGCUGGGGGGGAAGGGGGGUCCCGGCCCCCCUCCCGGCUGUGCUCGUGGCGUGUUGCUGUCGCUGGUGGUGGAUGUUGUUCUUUGGGCUCCGCUUUGCUCUGUCCUGCCCCAGCCCCUGUACAUAGAGAGAGCUAUUUAUUUUUGAAUUCCCACGGGGGUCCCCGGCAACGGGGGGCUGCCGGAGGGGAGUGAGGUGGGGGGGACACGCAGAGACUCUCCCCCUCCAGCCCAGCCCAGUGCCUGCCCUGGGAGCGCUGCCCGAGGCUGACCCUGGGCUCUGCUGCGCAGGGAACACUGCGGGGGCCUGGGGGGCUCCACCCCGGCACCCCCGUGUCCCGCCCUGCUGCCCCCGCCCCAGCACCCCCGGGCGGGUUUUGGCAGGGGGGCGGCGGGUGCAGCCGGGGGGCGCGGGUUCGGGGCGGGGGGCUCAGGACGAUCCAGCCAGCACUGACGCAGCAUCGAAAGCACUUUAGACUAAGAGAAUGGGUCUCUUAGGGGGCACGGGCUGCUCCGCCGGGCACCCCCGGCACAGGGGCGCCGGCAGCACACCCUGCACCCCCUCCCACGGCCAGCGCCCGCGGGGACCCGGCCCCCGGGCCCCGGGGAGGCUCCACUCCACUCCCAGGCACUCCCCACCCUCCCCAGGGCACCCCCACCACGCUGAGGGCUGGUUUUGGCUGGGGGGGAGGGGGCGGGGCGGGCGGGGGAUAUUAAUUAUUUUUUAAUUAUUCUGAUGAUUUCUCUGCAUGCCCUUUGCGCGGGAGCAACCCUCGGGCGCUAACGCUGUAUGUUGAGGAGCUGAGCUGUUCCUGUCCCAUGAAUGCUGGUGGAUCGUUGCCAAAUUUUUCUCCUUCCUCCCCUUUUCUCUCAUUCUUUUUCUGUCUCCCCCUCCCCAGCAUAUCCCCCCCCCAUGCCCCUUCCCCAAAAAAAAAACCCUUUGUCUUUUCUUUCUGAGCCUUGUAAGUGUAAAAGAUGACUCUGAUUUCGUUUUUGUCUCGGGAAAACUGCAAAUAAAUUAUGAGGAAAAACCAAU
This is a messenger RNA of Motacilla alba alba, 2029 nucleotides long. RefSeq names its product calcium/calmodulin dependent protein kinase II beta (gene CAMK2B). The transcript is spliced from 7 exons. Gene Ontology annotation, biological process: protein phosphorylation. The record is from RefSeq and is a predicted model, not a curated record. Bases 1 to 645 code for a protein of 214 amino acids. Lineage: Eukaryota; Metazoa; Chordata; Aves; Passeriformes; Motacillidae. Gene Ontology annotation, molecular function: calcium/calmodulin-dependent protein kinase activity; calmodulin binding.